CCAUCACAACAGCACAGAAUUUUCUUGACGCUUGGGUGGUUUUGCUUGGCUUGAAGACUCAAAAUUCUUGUCAUGGUGAUCUGAAUCGAAACUGGCAAAUUUUUAUUAGACAAGUGGGUAUGUUCUUGUAAUUGCGGAAAAGACAGGAGAUUGUGGAGCUGGAGGUCUUCCGCGGGUUUAAAUUUACUUUGAAAGCAAAACAGAGAAGAAGGCUAUAUUUAGAAACUGCUUAGGCUGUCUCUGACUGAGAUAAGGAUCAAACGGCUGGAAAAGUUGUCAUCUCUAUCUCUCAAGAAUGAAGAAGAGAAUGGGGAGAACGUUCCAUAUACAUAUAAAUAUAUGCCCACCUGCAACUUCUUCAAGGACUCUUUAAGAUCAGUUUUUUGAAAAAAAGGAACACGCAAAAGCAAAAGGAGUUUCUAAUAUCGUUUCUAUUCGAAUGUUUUGUCUCUUCUUUUCUUGUUAUCUUCCGAAUGUAGAGAUACAGCAGCCUGAAGUGAAGGCAUUGCUCUCGGAAGGGGAAGGUCAUUGUUCUAGUUGAACUCGUACAAGAUAGGGCCAUAACUGGUUCUUUGUAUCAGAAAAGGUUCGGAAGGAUGGAAAUUAACCUGAAGCAUAUCGACAUAUUGAAGUGCUACGCUGUUGAAAUUUGGCAGGCCUCUGCUGGUUCUUGGCGAAAAUCUCGAUGACGGGAUCUGGAGAGAGGUGGUGUGGGUGCCAAUCAGGAAUUUUUGAAGUAAAACAAGAGAAACUACAAUGGGCAAUUGUACCACCAAGUUACCAAGGUUUAUUUGCGGCAAGAGGACGUCCUGUGAAAAGCUUUCAAGAACAAGUUCAGCGGAAGAGAAGGAGAUGCCAUCCACCACCAAACUGCAUCAGUUCAGCUUCAACGAUCUCAGCAUUGCAACAAGGAAGUUCAGCAGGGAAAAUCUCAUCGGCCAGGGUGGUUUUGGUUACGUCUAUAAGGGCUGGAUAGAUGAGAUCACUUUUUCUCCAACAAAACCAGGAGUUGGGAUAACUGUUGCAGUAAAAAAACUCAAGACGGAUAGCUUCCAAGGCCACAAGGAAUGGGUGUCAGAGGUUACAUAUUUGGAUGAGUUUCAUCACCCAAAUCUUGUGAAACUGGUAGGAUUUUGCAUGGAAGGCGACCACAGGCUUUUAGUGUAUGAGUACAUGCAGAAAGGAACUCUUGAAAACCAUUUGUUCAGGAGUGGUGCUGAACCUCUUUCUUGGGAAUUGAGAAUCAAAAUUGCCACGGAUGUUGCUCGAGGACUUGCAUUCUUACAUAAUCGACCAAUUCAAGUCAUUCAUCGUGAUCUGAAGGCUUCAAACAUUCUCCUCGAUUCGGAAUUCAACGCAAAGCUAUCGGAUUUUGGGCUAGCAAGAGAUGGCCCGACUGGUGACCGUAGCCAUGUCUCCUCAAGAAUUGUAGGAACUCAGGGUUAUGCAGCUCCAGAAUAUGUUAGUUCAGGGCACCUGACUGUGAAGAGCGAUGUUUACAGCUUUGGUGUUGUGCUGCUGGAAAUACUUUCAGGAAGACGAGCCAUGGAGAAGGACAGGACAGUCGCAGAAAGAAACCUGGUCGAUUGGGCCAGGCCACUCUUGAGUUGCAGGAAGAAAUUCUUGAGAAUAAUGGACACAAGAUUAGAAGGCUGCUACUCAAACAAAGGGGCAUAUAUUGUUGCAAAAGUGGCAGAGAAGUGCCUUGACCUUCAGAUGAAGAACAGACCUGAUAUGGCAAAUGUUGCGGAUAUCCUCGAACAGAUACAACAACCACAAAGCAUACAAAAAUUUUUUGAGCGACUGCAUCCGGAUAAUCAUAUUAAUGGACCUUGCAGAGUACAUCCUACAGCCAAGACAAGUGAGAAUUACAAGCAAUAGGUUCGGUACAUAAUCUCCAUAGCACUUGUAACCGUGUAGAAGAACAAUAAUGCUAAUA
Nymphaea colorata (pocket water lily) is the source of this 1939-nucleotide messenger RNA. Its product is annotated as serine/threonine-protein kinase BIK1-like. Gene Ontology annotation, biological process: protein phosphorylation. Bases 757 to 1881 code for a protein of 374 amino acids. NCBI's taxonomy places the organism in Eukaryota, Viridiplantae, Streptophyta, Magnoliopsida, Nymphaeales, Nymphaeaceae. The transcript has 6 exons. The record is from RefSeq and is a predicted model, not a curated record. Gene Ontology annotation, molecular function: protein kinase activity; ATP binding.